GUGAGACAGCAUAUUCCAUGACUGCGUAUAUCCUUCAUGGGUUUUGCAAAUGACUAACACCCAUGUGAAUUAAAACAUGUUGGUUCCAUUCAAGAUACUUUUGAAGGAAAAACAGAAAAAAUGUUACUGUGCUGCUUAUUGCUUUUGGUCUUAAUUAGUGUGACAAAUUCUGCCAAACCAUGUGAGAAUGAAUAUGAUUGUCCCAAAGAUUACCAGGAUGUCUACGCAGACAAAACAGUGACUGACAUACCCAAGUCUGUACAGCCAAAUAUAAAAGAGAUUUUUUUUGUACAGACUGCAAUAUCAACUAUCAGAAAGGAUGCCUUUAAGUACAUGCCUCAUUUGGAACGAAUAUUUUUUAUUUUUAAUAUGAUUCAAACAGUUGAGCCUGGAGCCUUUGAUAACCUUAGAAAACUAGUUGAAUUGGAGAUUUCAGGUCAUGAGAAACUGGAGGAUCUAAAAUUUGGAAUCUUCAACAACUUAAGUAGUUUGAAAAAACUUGUCCUUAAAAACAAUAAAAUAAAUCAAGUAGAAAAGGGAAUUUUUGAUGAUCUAGGAAAUUUGGAAGAGCUAUAUUUGAAUGUUAAUCAGCUUCCUACAUUGCCGUCAGGCCUGUUUGAUUCACUUGCUAAUUUAACGGUAUUACACCUUGCCAAAAAUAAAGUAUCUUCUUUACAAAAGCAUGAGUUUAGUAACCUGCCAAAACUGAAAAUCCUUCGCCUCUACGAGAAUGAACUGAGUGAUCUUCCAGAAAAUUUAUUGGACAAUAACCCAGCAUUGACUGAGUUCAGUGUCUCAAACAACAAAAUAAACCAUUGGCCCAAAGAUUUUCUGGCCAAAUCCUUGAAUCUUGAAAAACUCCAUAUGGAUGGGAACAACAUAGAAGAACUUCCAAAUGAGCCAUUUUUUGGAUUGAACAAAAUUAAGCAGCUUAAACUUAGUGGUAAUAAACUCAAAAAGCUCCCGGAUCAACUUACGGAUAACAUGCCCCUUCUUUCUGAAUUUGAUUUGAGCCAGAACACUCUAACCACUCUUCCAACUGGUGUGUUUAAGAACAUGAAAUCCUUAACAAAACUCAUUAUUUCUUCAAACAAAAUACACACUCUUAAAAAGGAGAUGUUUUCGGGUCUUGAAAAAUUAGUUGACUUGAAUUUAGAAAAUAAUUUACUUUCAUCCUUAGAUAAUGAUAUUUUUUCCAUGAUGCCCAAGUUGAAGACUAUUAGACUUGGAAGAAAUCAAUUAACAAACCUACCUUCAGGACUUUUGGGCUCAUUCGUUACACCUAUAACUGGAGUUUACUUAAAGGAUAAUCCUUGGAUAUGUGAUUGCCACCUUGAAAGUCUGUUUAAUUGGAUAAAGAGCAAGAAAAAAAUGGCAAAAGAUGCAGAUAAAUUAGUAUGUGAAAAUCCAAAUCACCUCAAAGGACAAACUAUCACUUCACUGGGGAAGGAUCAAUUAGUUUGUCUAACUACUCAAGCUACAACUAGUUUUAUAACAACUGUUCCCACUAUAAAGAUUCCAACAACCAGCAAGUUGAUCACUACGCGCUAUCCAACUACUUACCCAACUACUAUUCAAGUCAAAAGUACUGCACAUAUAACAACACCUUUUGAAACCACAACCUUGUUACCCACUACUUUGGAAAUCACAACUGAUUCAGUGUCAACACGUCCACUGACCACAACCAAAGACAUUACAACUACACAUCCACAAACGACAGAAGUUACAACACAACAAUUAACAACUAUUUUGUCUACAGUACUUGCCACAACUUUGGCAAAAACUACCACUCCUAUGAUAACAACUGUGGAGACCACAGCCCUUGGGACCACAACACCUGAAAUAACCACUUUAAUACCAUCAACAACAACAGAGUCUACAACACGUGUAAGAGCCUCCACCACAAUUGAAAUCACCACGCCAGAUAUAACCACUUUAAUACCAUCAACAACAACAGAGUCUACAACACCUAUAAGAGCCUCCACCACAAUUGAAAUCACCACGCCGGAUAUAACCACUUUAAUACCAUCAACAACAACAACAGAGUCUACAACACCUGUAAGAGCCUCCACCACAAUUGAAAUCACCACGUCGGAUAUAACCACUUUAAUACCAUCAACAACACCGGAGCCUACAACACCUGUAAAGACCUCGACAACAAUUGAAACCACUAUGUCUGACAUAACCACUUUACUACAAACUACAACAACACUGUCAACGACACCCAUAGAAACCACAACAUAUGAAAUAACUACUUUAAUGCACACUACUACAAUAGAGGCUACAACAUCUGUACAGACCAGCACAGCCAUGGAGACAUCAAGCACUCAAAUUGAUACAACAACUUUAGAAACUACAAGCAUGCUACAAACUACAAUGACAACACAAGGCAUAACAACUGAAGAGUCUACAACAGUUCCAUAUACAUCACUAGGAACCAGUGAAGCACAAACAACAGUAUCCAACAUGACUUCUCCUUGGCAACAAACCACCGUAUUUACUACAUUGGGGAGUACACCCACAAUGACACCUACAGACACUACCUCCCAAACAACAACUAUAUAUGCAUCAACAAUGCUUAUGGUGAAAUCUGUGUCAACAGAAAUUAGUAAAAGCCUGUUGAGUACUGUCCCUUCAGUGGCAACCAUGUUGUGGCCUACAAUUUCAUUUUUAUCCACAGGAACUACCUUGUCAUACAGUGAAGACGAGAAUACUACAAACUUCACAUCACUUGCAGCAAAAUUUGAAGCCUGGGAUAUGUUUUCAGGACAAAAUUUACAUCACUGCAAAAUUUUAUUUGCUUCCUAUCUUGUCCUACUCUGCAUAGAAAUCUGUACCACUGUCUUUUUAGUAACAUUUACGUAUACCCUGCACAAAUCUAUUCGUAGUGUAAGAAUUCCAAAACGUCCUGUGAAACUAGUGUGGAUGUAUAUGAAAAAAGAUAAAACAUAAGGAGAAGCAGAUCACUGCUGAUGCAACUUCCUGCACUUCACACUUAACACGGAAGAGCAGGGAGGCGGAUCAGGAUUCCCUG
Molecule: messenger RNA, 3034 nt
Organism: Pelobates fuscus (common spadefoot toad)
Lineage: Eukaryota; Metazoa; Chordata; Amphibia; Anura; Pelobatidae
Product: platelet glycoprotein Ib alpha chain-like
Exons: 3
Coding region: 121-2952 (943 amino acids)
Molecular function (GO): protein binding
Source: RefSeq, a predicted model, not a curated record